Messenger RNA from Cephus cinctus (wheat stem sawfly), 4266 nucleotides. RefSeq names its product sodium/potassium-transporting ATPase subunit alpha (gene Atpalpha). The record is from RefSeq and is a predicted model, not a curated record. Gene Ontology annotation, molecular function: ATP binding; P-type sodium:potassium-exchanging transporter activity; ATP hydrolysis activity. Gene Ontology annotation, cellular component: membrane. The transcript has 10 exons. Lineage: Eukaryota; Metazoa; Arthropoda; Insecta; Hymenoptera; Cephidae. Gene Ontology annotation, biological process: potassium ion import across plasma membrane; intracellular potassium ion homeostasis; proton transmembrane transport. Bases 285 to 3410 code for a protein of 1041 amino acids.
GUAGUACGUAAAGGACUGUCGACGUGUGACGUCACCAUCACAGAGCGCCACAAGAGAAUCAACAAACUUGCGCGAGCAAAAUCGGCCACGAUAUUUCCCGGUUACAUUCGUCGUGUAAAAAGUGAGGGAGUAGGGUGAGGAGGAAAGGACGGACCACACUCAUCAGGAAUUAGGAAUACCGAUAGUGCAAAAUUAAUAAAACCUGUGGUUAUAUUGAUAACAAAGUGCGUGGUGACGUGUAGACGUAGCGUAGCGAAGUCUCCGACGGCUAUACUGUUGUCAAGAUGGCGUCCAAGGGAAAACUAGCGACCGAGCAUGGCCGCUCAGAUUCGUACAGGGUCGCUACGCUACCCAACAUUCGUGACGACAACAAAACUGCUGACGGAUUGUUCAAGUCGCGGCGGAAGAACCCAAAGCGGAAGGGGGACAAUUUGGAUGACCUGAAGCAGGAGUUGGACAUUGACUUCCACAAAAUCUCCCUGGAGGAGCUCUACCAGAGAUUUAGCACACACCCCGAAAACGGCCUUAGCCACGCAAAAGCAAAAGAGAAUCUGGAGAGGGACGGACCCAAUGCCCUGACCCCACCUAAACAGACGCCGGAAUGGGUUAAAUUCUGCAAGAACCUCUUCGGCGGUUUCGCCCUGCUGCUGUGGAUCGGCGCGAUCCUCUGCUUCAUCGCGUACUCGAUCCAAGCGUCGACGAGCGAGGAUCCAAACGACGACAACCUCUACCUGGGAAUCGUGUUGGCCGCGGUGGUCAUAGUGACAGGCAUAUUCUCCUAUUAUCAAGAAAGCAAGUCCAGUAAGAUCAUGGAGUCGUUCAAGAACAUGGUACCGCAAUUCGCGACUGUGCUGAGAGAAGGAGAGAAGCUGACCUUGCGCGCGGAGGACCUGGUGCUCGGCGACGUGGUGGAAGUGAAAUUCGGCGAUCGUAUACCAGCCGACAUAAGGAUCAUCGAGUCACGUGGCUUCAAGGUGGACAACAGCUCCCUCACGGGCGAAUCCGAACCCCAGUCCAGGUCGCCGGAGUUCACGAACGAGAAUCCUCUGGAGACGAAGAACCUCGCUUUCUUCUCUACGAACGCGGUCGAAGGCACGGCUAAAGGUGUGGUGAUCUGCUGUGGUGAUCAGACAGUAAUGGGAAGGAUUGCUGGCUUAGCAUCUGGCCUUGACACUGGAGAGACUCCGAUCGCCAAGGAGAUUCAUCACUUCAUCCAUUUGAUCACGGGAGUUGCCGUAUUCCUGGGAGUGACCUUCUUCCUUAUUGCCUUCAUCCUUGGUUACCAUUGGCUCGAUGCCGUUAUCUUCCUUAUUGGUAUCAUCGUUGCGAACGUGCCCGAAGGUUUGCUUGCUACCGUCACGGUGUGCCUGACGCUGACCGCCAAGAGGAUGGCCUCCAAGAACUGCUUGGUCAAGAAUCUGGAAGCUGUCGAGACCCUCGGCUCCACCUCGACCAUCUGCUCGGACAAGACUGGCACCCUCACACAGAACAGAAUGACCGUCGCCCACAUGUGGUUCGAUAAUCAGAUAAUCGAAGCUGACACUACCGAAGAUCAAUCUGGUGUUCAGUACGACAGGACGAGCCCGGGAUUCAAGGCCCUGGCGAAGAUCGCAACCCUUUGCAACAGGGCAGAGUUCAAGUCAGGUCAGGACGGUGAGCCCAUCCUGAAGAGGGAGGUUAACGGUGACGCUUCUGAAGCUGCUCUACUCAAGUGUAUGGAACUUGCCCUCGGCGACGUCAUGGGAAUUCGUAAGCGCAACAAGAAAGUCUGCGAGGUCCCCUUCAACUCGACGAACAAGUACCAGGUGUCGAUACACGAAACCGAUGAUCCUAAUGAUCCACGUUAUCUUCUCGUGAUGAAGGGUGCACCAGAGAGAAUCCUUGACCGGUGCUCCACCAUCUUCAUCGGCGGCAAGGAGAAGGUCCUCGACGAAGAGAUGAAGGAGGCCUUCAACAAUGCCUACCUCGAGCUCGGAGGUCUCGGCGAGCGUGUCCUCGGCUUCUGCGACUUCAUGCUCCCGUCUGACAAGUUCCCCAUUGGCUUCAAAUUCAACAGCGACGAUCCCAACUUCCCGUGCGAGGGACUCCGCUUUGUGGGACUCAUGUCCAUGAUCGACCCGCCCAGGGCUGCGGUGCCGGACGCAGUUGCCAAGUGUCGUUCGGCUGGUAUCAAGGUCAUCAUGGUGACCGGUGACCAUCCUAUCACUGCCAAAGCCAUUGCCAAAUCCGUUGGCAUUAUCUCUGAAGGUAAUGAAACUAUCGAGGACAUUGCUCAGCGUCUGAACAUUCCCGUGUCUGAAGUGAAUCCACGCGAAGCGAAAGCUGCCGUUGUCCAUGGAACCGAACUCAGGGAACUCAAUUCCGACCAACUGGACGAGAUCCUCAGGUACCACACCGAAAUUGUGUUCGCGCGUACCUCGCCCCAGCAAAAGCUCAUCAUCGUAGAAGGCUGCCAGCGAAUGGGCGCCAUUGUUGCCGUAACAGGUGACGGUGUCAACGACUCGCCCGCUUUGAAGAAGGCCGACAUUGGCGUUGCCAUGGGUAUCGCCGGGUCCGACGUAUCCAAACAGGCAGCCGACAUGAUUCUUCUCGAUGAUAAUUUCGCCUCCAUUGUCACCGGCGUCGAAGAGGGCCGUUUGAUCUUCGACAACCUCAAGAAGUCUAUCGCCUACACCCUGACCUCCAACAUCCCUGAAAUCUCGCCUUUCCUGGCGUUCAUCUUGUGCGACAUCCCUCUGCCACUCGGAACCGUCACCAUUCUUUGCAUCGACUUGGGAACCGACAUGGUACCCGCGAUCUCCUUGGCGUACGAACUUGCGGAGUCCGACAUUAUGAAGAGGAGGCCACGAGAUCCUUACCGCGACAACCUCGUCAACGAAAGGCUGAUUUCGAUGGCGUAUGGACAAAUUGGCAUGAUCCAAGCAGCGGCUGGCUUCUUCGUCUACUUCGUGAUAAUGGCUGAAAAUGGUUUCCUUCCGACGACACUCUUCGGCAUCCGGAAAAUGUGGGACUCCAAGGCCGUCAAUGAUCUUAAAGAUAGCUACGGCCAAGAAUGGACCUACAGAGAUCGCAAGACGCUCGAGUUCACCUGCCACACAGCAUUCUUCGUGUCCAUCGUCAUCGUCCAGUGGGCCGAUUUGAUCGUCUGCAAGACACGUCGUAAUUCCAUCAUCCAUCAGGGAAUGAGAAAUUGGGCUCUCAAUUUCGGGCUGAUAUUCGAAACAGCCUUAGCCGCGUUCCUGAGCUACACACCCGGCAUGGACAAAGGUCUCCGCAUGUUCCCCCUGAAAUUCGUCUGGUGGUUGCCAGCCCUGCCAUUCAUGCUCGCCAUCUUCAUCUACGACGAGACGAGACGAUUCUACCUGCGCCGAAAUCCCGGCGGCUGGUUGGAGCAAGAAACUUACUACUAAGCGCGUCGCCACGAGGAGAGAGACACAUACGCAUUGCCCGCGCAGCAGAGACAACACCACACCCCCUUUAAGAAAAUAAGAGCGAGAGCGCGAGUAAACGGAGAAAAUGAAAACGAUGGAAAAAAAAAAAAAGAGAAAACGACAGGAGAAAAAAGGAAAACAAAAAUGAUAUAAUAAUUAAUUACGUCACACUCUCUCUCACAUAUGUACACAACCUGUAUGCGGGGUACGGGUGCGGGCGGGUACACGUACGCGUAUACGUAUGUAGAGACACUUACAGAUUUUACACGGGGCGUGCUAACUGGGUUCUAAUCGUACUGCUCCACCUUGGGAGGCUCGAGGACAAUUAUUAGCCGAGUCGCUUUUGGCUUUAGGUUGCUUGCAUCGAAGGUUCACGCGUCGCCGCCAUUCUAGAGCGGCUACCAGAGUGAGAGAACCUGGCUGGGUUUUGUGCAGGGGGUAAGCUAGGUUAAGCUGGCGAAGGAACGGCGGAUGCUGUUGAGAUUAUAUUUAAGAUCAGGAUCACAGUGUGAGAGUGAGAGGGGGAGGUGAGGGAGUUGGUCGAUUAAUGGAGGGAGAGAGAGAGAGAGAGAGAGAGAGAGAGAGAGAGAGAGAGAGAGAGGAGGGUCCCUUGACUCUUCGCCAAGAUUGUGUAUUAACGCGCGCGCGGUACGAUCAGGCCGGUCGACGAGAGGAUCAUCCGGAGGAAGAGACUUCCGGACAGCGUUGGACAUCGGCCGAGGAACACGAGGAACGUGAAACUGGAAUAAACGAAAUGAAUGAUAAGAAUCGAUUGAUGCAUGGAGUACGAAUGAUAUGAAGGAGUAACCUUAUAAUAAUUUUGAUCUUGAGAGUG